GUGGGAUAAUCUUCUGUGUUUCCUAAGAUCACGUGGUUGUUCAUGCUUGUCAAUGUGGCCUGUACCAAACAAAUGCGCCCGACCCGAUGGUGCUCUUUGCUUUGUAGGACUACAAAGAAAAGGGCCAUGUGUAGUGGAGUGUGGAGAACCAAUGUUGUGGAGGGGGUCACUAUAAAGUAAACAGGACAUAUCUAUAGGUGACACCAUGCACUGUUAUAAUGGCACAGGACUGCAGUGACAAUCAGUGCAACACUUACUUUAAUUUUUGUUGAAACGUGCUUUUAUUUAUAAGUGAAUGAGACCGUGGCAGGCUAAUCAGUGAAGUGUGACAACGUUGAGAUCAGCUGUUUGUCUAGCUUGAGGUGUCACUUAUUUUGAUGCUCUGAUAAGGUAUAAGCCAGAGGUACAUAUGGCUUUGUGUUGUGUAGAGGACUAAUGAGUGUCUACUGACCACAUUACGUACAUAGGUGGACAGCCACCCUCCAUGGCUAUUUCCUAUACCAGUGUUUACACCAACCAUAAGACUGACACUGCUGUCAAGAGGAUGUGAUUUAGUGACUUAAUCUGUGGAGAGGAUGUGUACAUGUACCCCAGUAAAGAAGUAAGAUAUUGGUCAAUAUUUGUGUCUGGACCCCUUCCGACCAGGGCAGUUUAUUGUUCAUGACCUGGCAGGCGUACUGGAAUACCAAUUUAUUGCUACUCAAGGAUCAUGGUGGCUUGUAUAGGAUAUGCUGACCAUGGAGAUUGACCACUGCUGUGUUUAAAGUUGUUUGUAUUAUCAAUAUGAGUCAGGAAAAUCGACCAGUUGUAUAUCCCCCAAAAUUAGAAUCCAAGACUUCAAAAGGUGAAAGUUCUCAUUCUUCAAAUCAGGUCUCUGGAGCUUAUUUGAGGCCUUCAUCGAACUCCCAAUCUCACAGUGGUGCUAGACGAAAUUCUGGGAAUUACCCUGAUAUUGUUGACAGUGACAAUUGUUUUCUGCCAUCAGAAAGUUUUACAGACCUAAGAAAUACAAUGGAAUCUUCAAAUAAUGCAACAAAUACAACUGACAAUAGACCUAGUACUUCAGGUGACACAACAGGACAGGGUACAAGGGCAGUGCCACAGUCACCUGGUGUGGUCAGUGAACAUCGCAGGUCAAUAAGUGCAAUUAUAGAUCACCAAAUGCAACAAGCAUUGGAAGAGAGUGGACAUAACACCCAAAGGGUCAGCCCUACCCAGGGGCUCUACCCAGCUAUCACAAACUCAUCAGCGACCACAGGUGUGAUGGGCUCCACCCAUAUCAGUACACAUGACCUCAGUGCAGGAAUUACCCCGGGGGCGGAUUCCAGUCGUGAGGCCCUCCCUGAUAUCUUGCAUUCUCAUGUGAUACCUACCCACCAUACAUCCUCGAGUCACCAUGGACAGUCUCAUGGUCACCUUCCACCAGGAGUUGACCCUCGGGUCUAUACCUACCACCAGAGUCAGGCGAGACACCAUUCACGGCACCACCGUGGUGGGCGAUCAUCUAGGGAUAGGCGCCGCAGUCGGUCACGAAGUGGUUCACAAACGGAAGAACCUUGUAAGACGAGUUGUAUGAACUGUUUGGCUGCGUCCACAUCAUUUCGAUGGAUCCUAGUGAUUUUGUCCCUAUUGGGGGUGUGUUGUGUGGUGACGGGUAUUGUAUUAGCGGCUCUCCAUGCUGCUGGGAACAGCUUCCUCUUCUUGGCCAUCAUGUUCAUAGGUUUGGGCGUUCUGCUCGUUGUUGUAGUAGCUGUUGGAUGGAAAUGUACACCAAGGGGUCAUGAACCUUUACAUGCAUUAUUUGGACUUGGUGACUUUCGCCAUCAGCCCAGAGAAAGGAGACACCGCCACCAUGGUCACCAUCGGCGACGCGGAGAGGGUCAGUGGUAUGGAGGUGUGAUGUACCCCGAGUUUCAGUACCGCCGUCCACCCCCGUCAUACAAUGUAUCGAUGCAGGAGUUUCAGCAUCAGCUAGUAAUGGCCCAGAACCAGCCCCGGAACUUUGACGAUGUUCCAGUGGAGGAUUACAGUUUACCAAGCUCCCCACCCCCCUCAUACCGCUCACGUGCUAGCACAGUGAGAACUGGAAUACAAAUCACAUUUCCACCCUCUAGAGCAGACCAACCCAACUCCCGUCCACCUACAUAUCGCUCUCAUGUUGGACCAGACCAGAACGCUCAUUCACGCCCAUCACUGCCCCGUGAUGAUGAUGGAAAUGUAGUGACUGGUGGAGACAUUCAGAUUGAGGUUCCAAACAUUAGUGCUAUAAACAUUAUAAGUACAAGCACUCCAUCUAACACAGCCGCAGGAACAGAGGGCCCAAGCCAACAGGCACAGGGGUCAUCCACUAGUGCUAAUCCCACAGUCAAUACUACAGGUGCUAGUGGCCAAACCAUAGUGACAGUCACACACACUACUGCUGAGCAGGCACAAGUACAAAGGACACUUGGAACAAAAAAUACAGAUCCAUCUCCAGGUGAACAACCAAGUGUUAGUCCAGCCGAGGACGAGUAUCCAAUGGAAACACCACUUUAACUGUAGUAUUAGGUUCAUCUCUGGUCAUAUAUGGACAGAUACUUCUGUGGUGCACAAGUCAAGCUUUACAGUACAAUGUUAAUAAUGUGAGUGUGUGUGCUACUUCUGACAAGGAUUUUGUCUGUAUGAGCAUGAAGACGGAAGCUUAUCAUUUGUCACGGUACGGAGUGUGAGGUUGGAAACUUAUCAUUUGUUACGGUACAGAAUGUUGAGGUUGGAAACUUAUCAUUUGUCACGGUACGGAGUGUGAGGUUGGAAGCUUAUCAUUUGUCACGGUACGGAGUGUGAGGUCGGAAACUUAUCAUUUGUCACGGUACGGAGUGUGAGGUCGGAAACUUAUCAUUUGUCACGGUACGGAGUGUGAGGUCGGAAACUUAUCAUUUGUCACGGUACGGAGUGUGAGGUCGGAAACUUAUCAUUUGUCACGGUACGGAGUGUGAGGACGGAAACUUAUUAUUUGUCACGGUACGGAGUGUGAGGUCGGAAACUUACCAUUUGUCACAGUACGGAGUGUGAGGUAGGAAACUUAUCAUUUGUCACGGUACGGAGUGUGAGGUCGGAAACUUAUCAUUUAUCACGGUACGGAGUGUGAGGUCAGAAACUUAUCAUUUGUCACGGUACGGAGUGUGAGGUCGGAAACUUAUCAUUUGUCACGGUACGGAGUGUGAGGUCGGAAACUUAUCAUUUGUCACGGUACGGAGUGUGAGGUCGGAAACUUAUCAUUUGUCACGGUACAGAGUGUGAGGUCAGAAGCUUAACAUUUGUCACUAAGAAGUGGUCUGUGUGUACAAUUUUAUGAAGUGGUCAGUUUGUACAGGUGUAUGAAGUGGUCAGUUUGUACAGGUAUAUGAAAUGGUCAGUGUGUUGUGAUGUAUGAAGUGGUCAGUUUGUACAGGUGUAUGAAGUGAUCAGUUUGUACAGGUGUAUGAAGUGGUCAGUUUGUACAUGUGUAUGAAGUGGUCAGUUUGUAUAGGUAUAUGAAGUGGUCAGUUGGUAUAGGUAUACGAAGUGGUCAGUUUGUACAGGUGUAUGAAGUGGUCAGUUUGUACAGGUGUAUGAAGUGGUCAGUGUGAUGUGAUGUAUGAAGUGGUCAGUUUGUAUAGGUAUAUGAAGUGGUCAGUGUGUUGUGAUGUAUGAGGUGGUCAGUUUGUACAUGUGUAUGAAGUGGUCAGUUUGUACAGGUAUAUGAAGUGGUCAGUUUGUACAGGUAUAUGAAGUGGUCAGUGUGUUGUGAUGUAUGAGGUGGUCAGUGUGUUGUGAUGUAUGAGGUGGUCAGUGUGUUGUGAUGUAUGAGGUGGUCAGUGUGUUGUGAUGUAUGAGGUGGUCAGUGUGUUGUGAUGUAUGAGGUGGUCAGUGUGUUGUGAUGUAUGAGGUGGUCAGUGUGUUGUGAUGUAUGAGGUGGUCAGUGUGUUGUGAUGUAUGAGAUGGUCAGUGUGACCAGUGGUUUUUACUAGGUUAUUUAGAUGUUGUGUUUGUGGUCGGUGUGUGACACUGUCACCUAUUUAUGUUGUUUUACUUAUUUUAAACUUUAUACAGUGUUAACUCUGUCAUGGUUGGUUUUACAUUUACCAGGUAAAUAUCCCUGGGUACGACUGUUUUCAGGUACGAAUCUCUUCUUAUUUAUGUUUCACCUGCUUUUUAACAAACAGAUUACUAGCUUGGCAACCAAUACACCAAGCUAGAUAUACAAGAUGUUGUGGAAAUUCAUUUGGUUCUAAAUGAAGUUUCAUCCUGUUAUGUAAGAUGUUGGUGGCCACAAAACUGUAGAUAUGACUUACAAGAGAUCACUAUCAGAUAGUUUCACACAUCCAAGUGUGGUAUAUUUUUCUACAAGUUUACCAAUCAGGGUUCUAAAUACCUGUUCGUUGUCAUGGAGAUUAGACUUACUUAUGUCCCAUCAUUUUGAGUAUUUAACAGUAAUAAAAAAAGAAUUUAAAAAAAGAAGUUUGUAUUGCUCUGGUAGAUUUGACACAGAACAUAUUUUCCAUUGAAAUGGUAAUAGAGCAAUAUGUGCUAAUUUCACUUAUUUUUUAAAGUUGUCAAGUUUUAGUUGAAAUACAGAAAACAAGCUUUUAGUCAUGUAUCAUUUGUUUAGAAUUGUCAAAGCAAACCUUGUUAAAACAUUUAAAAUGUUACAGUGUACAGUUGAUUUUUACUAUUUUACAAGUGUGAUACUUAGAGAAAUUGUGGACUCUGUACAUACAUUCCGAAACAAGUAAAGCCUAUGCAAAUAGCCUCUGUGAUGGCCUGGGAUGCAUUCUCGUUCCAGGCAGAAUGCAUUUUACAUUGAAGACCUACAUAUACUGCAAGUCAGAAUUAGUUUUAUGGCAUUUCUCUUUUUAACUACAUGCAGUUUUCACGAGGCAUUUUGGAAUACAUUGUAAACUAUAUUUGUUUUGCCAAGUGUAGAUGUUGAUUGUGUUAACACAGAGUAUUUACUUCCAUGUAUUGACUACUGUCAUUUUACUUUGUCUAUGUAGCCUGAUAUUAUGUUUUAUUUUAGUAAGUCUACAUUUUAUAAAUCAUUACCUUUCAUCGCUAUUCAAACUUUAGUUUUUACAAACACAUUCCAUCUGCUGUGAUUUUAAAACUGUUUCACAUUUUUAUUAGAAAUUCUCCACUACUGCUUGGUAUUAUAUUGAUAUGACAGAGCUUUUUAUUAAAUCCUUUUAAAGAGGAUGUUCAAUGUAGUAGGAUUUUAUAACCAUGUCACAAAAUCCUCCACAAUGAAAAUAAUUUUAUACUGCUUGCUUACACGGACAAGUGAUGUGACGUUGAGGAGAGACAAGGUUUUCUUAAGUAAAACACCAGUCAUUUUAAUCAUAUGGUUAUAUGUUAAAUAUCAGUUGUUGGCACACGGCUCACUUGACUUGAAGCUUAUGCCAUGUUGCAGCGUUUGACAUUUGGCUUGUAGGCUGCUGGAAUUAAGCUCGACCAAAUUUGAGAAAAAAAUUGAUCUUGACCCACAUUCAAGGUCACAGGGAUCAGAUUUGUUGAAACUCUUACACAACUUCUCAAUAACCAAAAGUCCUAGACUGAUGAACUUUGACCGAUAUGUUUGUGGGAUCAACCCCGACAAAUUUUGUGAAGAGAAAUUAUGUUAACCCUACUCAAGGUCACAGGGCUAAAAUUUGUUGAAACAUUGGGAUGAAGCCCAACAAAGUGUGCAAAAAGAAACGACCUUGAUCCAUAUUCAAGGUCACAAGGGUCAAAUUUGUUUGAACACUUCAACAACUUCUCAUAACCAAAUAUUCUAGAAUCAAGAAAUUCUACUGGUACGUAACUGAUAAAGCCCAACAAAGCUUGGGGAAAGUAAAGACCUUGACCCGGGCAUACUUAAAAUCACAGGGGUCAGAUUUGUUGAAACACUUACACCAAUUCUGAUUAAAAGGCUUAAAGUUUGCAUAUUUAGCUUGUAGGCUCCGGGUAUCAAGCCAAACAAAUCUUAAUCCUUCUUGUUCACCAAAAAACCUUGAAUAAUGUUGAACCAAUUGCUUUGUUGUUAAAGUAUAGAAUUUUUGAAAAAGAAUAACCUUAAACCUUACUCAGUGUUAUAGGAGACAAGUUUUCAUUAACUGAAAGCCCUUGAACAGUAGAUAACUUGUAAGUGAUAAAGGCCCAUAUGACCUCUUGUUAUGAGAAUACACAAACAGGUUUUAUUUUGUAAAUGAAAAUAGCUUUGGAAGCUAAAUCAAGACUGUAAAUUGAUGCAUGUGAUUGUAAAUGAUUAACUUUUUUGAUCAGUAGAGAUAAUAUUUUCAGUACCAAUUUUAUGUUUGUUGGCCAACUUGGAAACUACAUGUUUUACUUAAAAUUAUAUUUUCUGUCAUAAAAAAUGGCUGUUAACUUAUAUAUUCUGUAUACUAUUUAAAUUUCAUUACGAAGUAAGAUAGACUGCUGGCAGAAACAUACUUCUCUAAUGUAUACGCUGAUAUACCCAAUGGGAUUAAUGUAUACGCUGAUAUACCCAAUGGGAUUAAUGUAUACGCUGAUAUACCCAAUUGGAUUAAUGUAUACGCUGAUAUACCCAAUGGGAUUAAUGUAUACGCUGAUAUACCCGAUUGGAUUAAUGUAUACGCUGAUAUACCCAAUGGGAUUAAUGUAUACGCUGAUAUACCCAAUGGGAUUAAUGUAUACGCUGAUAUACCCGAUUGGAUUAAUGUAUACGCUGAUAUACCCAAUGGAAUUAAUGUAUACGCUGAUAUACCCAAUUGGAUUAAUGUAUACGCUGAUAUACCCAAUUGGAUAAGCUGUGUGUAUAUAUAUAUAUAUUUAUGAGGUAAAACUUCAUUGGUUAACAUUCUUUGAUGCUGGUUUUCUUCUUUGAGAAAAGAAGUUUGUUUUUGCAUUGAUGUUACAUACUACCCUCGUCACUUUCAUCAUGUUACAUACGACCCUCGUCACUUUCAUCAUGUGACAUACAAGCCUUGUCACAUUAAUGUAACUUUGCUAUUUUGUAUUAAACAUUUAAAAUCA
Molecule: messenger RNA, 7011 nt
Organism: Pecten maximus
Lineage: Eukaryota; Metazoa; Mollusca; Bivalvia; Pectinida; Pectinidae
Exons: 6
Coding region: 784-2535 (583 amino acids)
Source: RefSeq, a predicted model, not a curated record